Geodia barretti is the source of this 693-nucleotide messenger RNA. The record is from the annotation of a GenBank genome assembly. NCBI's taxonomy places the organism in Eukaryota, Metazoa, Porifera, Demospongiae, Tetractinellida, Geodiidae.
AUGACAACCAUGAACGGCGAUUGCUACAGUAUCCUCGGCGUCCCGGCGGCAGCCACGACGGAAGAAAUCCGUGCCGCCUAUCGCAGGCUGGCGCGACAGUAUCACCCCGACCUCAACACUGGGCCGCAAGCCGAGGCGCGCAUGAAAGAAAUCAAUCAUGCAUACGCCACCCUGUCCGAUCCCCAGCGCCGCCGCCACUACGAUAUCUACGGCGUGAGCGACCCUCCCACCGUGGAGUCGAACCGCCGCAGCCAGCAGCGUGCCCCCCGCCCGAGCGCGACCCGCCCUUCCGAACCUCGUACCCAUUCCGCGUCACCUGAGCGCGGCGAGGAUAUUGAGGCGGCCUUGCUGAUCACGCGCGGGGAGGCAAGACAUGGACUGCGCAAGGUUUUCCCGGUCACGCGCACUGAACCCUGUCAGCGCUGCCGGGGGAGCGGAUAUGAGCCCGAGGAGACCCUGGGGGCCGGUCGGUGCUGGCGGUGCAGCGGAGAGCAGCGGUUGCGGCGGGAGUUGUGGCUGAGCGCCACCAUACCGGCCGGAGUGUCCGACGGCCGACGCCUCCGUCUCCGCGGUCAGGGCAACGCCGGUUUGGACGGUGGAGCCAGCGGGCACAUCUACAUCACCGUCCGGGUUGCCCAACACACCAAAUUGCGCCAGACUUUUUCCUUCGUGCUCCGGCACCUGUUCCGCUAG